Messenger RNA from Vanderwaltozyma polyspora DSM 70294, 723 nucleotides. It is a transcript of the gene SEN34, whose product is annotated as tRNA splicing endonuclease subunit SEN34. Gene Ontology annotation, biological process: tRNA-type intron splice site recognition and cleavage; tRNA splicing, via endonucleolytic cleavage and ligation. Bases 1 to 723 code for a protein of 240 amino acids. The record is from RefSeq and is a predicted model, not a curated record. The transcript has a single exon. Gene Ontology annotation, molecular function: nucleic acid binding; tRNA-intron lyase activity. Gene Ontology annotation, cellular component: tRNA-intron endonuclease complex. NCBI's taxonomy places the organism in Eukaryota, Fungi, Ascomycota, Saccharomycetes, Saccharomycetales, Saccharomycetaceae.
AUGGUCACAAUCUAUAUAACUAAAUUCGACAAUGGCACUUAUAGUGAUCCAUGUGUCUUCAAUGUGGCUGAUUUAAUCACUUUACGUGAGAAAUUUAACAUCUACGGAAAUCUAUCCGGUACAUUACCAAUCAACACCCAACAAAAUAAUUUCCUCUAUCUACCUUUGAAAAUUUCACUUGAUCAAUCUAUCUACCUUGUCAAACUACAUUCAGUCAACCUUAAAAUUUUUAACCAAUCUAACGAUAAUACUAUAAAUCUACUCUCAAACUCCACCCUCAACGACAAUCCCAAUGCCAAUGGCAAUGACGACAAUAUAGGUUUCAUAGUCACUAACGAUACAAACCCCAAUAACGAAAAUAAUUCAUCAGAUGAUAUCCUAAUAAAUGAGUGGUUACAAUAUCAUCAAGAUAAAACACGUUUCACUUUCCCACUCUAUAAGAAACUUUUAUCUGAACAUAUUUCCGUACUCCCAGGUUCCAGGUUUGGCUGUAGAUACGUGGGAUACCCAGGCGAUCCAUUGAAGUACCAUUCACAGUAUCUUAUCCAUACACCUAUAGAUUACCAUAAGGACAAACUAGACCUUCUCAGUCUCAUUUCAACAGCAAGGCUUGGAACAGUAGUGAAAAAAAGCCAAGUCAUAUCGGGAUGCAUCUCCAACAAUGGCAGUGACAAUGAGGUCGAAGUUAAGCUUUUCACUUUGGAAUGGUGUGGGUUCGGAUAA